Molecule: messenger RNA, 957 nt
Organism: Nematolebias whitei (Rio pearlfish)
Lineage: Eukaryota; Metazoa; Chordata; Actinopteri; Cyprinodontiformes; Rivulidae
Product: hydroxycarboxylic acid receptor 2-like
Exons: 1
Coding region: 1-957 (318 amino acids)
Biological process (GO): G protein-coupled receptor signaling pathway
Cellular component (GO): membrane
Molecular function (GO): G protein-coupled receptor activity
Source: RefSeq, a predicted model, not a curated record
AUGCUAUGCAACUUCAACGGAGCUAUGCUGAUCAGGAUGCUCCCUCCUCUGCUGAUGAUGGAGUUCAUUUUGGGCCUCAUUGGAAACGGUCUGGCUCUGUUCAUCUUCUGCUUCCACCUGAGGCCGUGGAAGAGCAGCACGGUGCUGCUUUUCAACCUGGCAGUGACAGAUUUCAUGCUCAUUCUGGGUCUGCCUCUCCGUGCCAUCUACUACCUGGCUGAGAUAACGUGGAAGUUUGGUGGCAGCCUCUGUAACCUCUGCCUCUUCAUGUUGGCCAUGAAUCGCAGUGGGAGCGCCUUCUUCAUGAUGGCCAUUGCUGUGGACAGAUACAUGCGUGUGGUGCAUCCCCACCAUCCCAUCAACUCUCUGAGUGUGAGUAAAGCCAUGCUGGGAGCCCUUGGACUGUGGCUGGUCAUUAUCUCUUUGACUGUUCAUGUCUUCACUUUGCAGCACACCAACACAACCUACUGUGAAAGCUUCAUGGUCAGCACAGAGUCCAGAGGUAACCUGUCCUGGCAUAAGUUCACAUUCCUCUUUUCCUUUUACGUGCCUCUACUUGUGAUUCUUUACUGCACGUUCCACAUAAUUGGCCACCUGAGGAAGAGACAGCGGACUCAGGAGGCGAAGUUCAAGAAGGCUCUGUAUUUCAUCGUGAUUGUGGUGGUGCUGUUCAUAGUCUGCUUCCUCCCGAGCAACCUGACAAUGCUGCUCCUCUGGAUCCAGAUGCUCCAGGGAAUCAAGGACUGUGCCUCUGUGGAGCACAUCACUGUUGUAUUCUACAUCACUAUCAGUUUGACUUAUCUCAACAGCGUGCUGGACCCAGUGGUUUACUACUUCUCCAGCCCGGCCUUUAAGAACAUCUGCAGGAAAGCUCUGCAUCUGCCUGAAGCGGAGACGGUCGAGAGCACAGAGAAGAGAACUCGAGAAACGCCGACCCAGUCCAUCAGCCAGCUGUGA